This is a messenger RNA of Tremella mesenterica DSM 1558, 798 nucleotides long. RefSeq lists its product as uncharacterized. The record is from RefSeq and is a predicted model, not a curated record. Bases 1 to 798 code for a protein of 265 amino acids. Lineage: Eukaryota; Fungi; Basidiomycota; Tremellomycetes; Tremellales; Tremellaceae. The transcript has a single exon.
AUGAACCCUGAAUCCUUUCACCAGGUGGAUGAUACUCCUGUAGAUUGCAAGCAUGGUAUUUUGUACCCCUUCUUGGUGUCCAGAGGACUACAGGAGUUAGCAAAUGCUCUUACUGCCCUUCCUGAAGAUGGAGGGGGAAUGUAUACUGUGGCAGGGCUCCCUAUGGGCUCUGAAUAUACUACAAUCAGUAAGAUACCCGAGGCAUUACAGGAAUCUGACCGCAUUGAAUUCGGGACCCCAGGACCGGACAACAGUGGUCGAGUUCGAUCGCUAUACUCCUUCGCAUGUUCCGGCCAUGUUUACAAGACUGUAGACGAUGUUCCCGGAUCUGAUGGUUCCCAACACACAGCCGUGCACGUCUGGGCUGGAGUCUUACAAUAUAUUCCGUCACUUGCACAUGUGGGAGAAGGUGAACAUCAUUCUUGGGAGGCAACCAUUGCCAUCACAGAGGCGCCUCUGAGCAAGAACGUCAUAUGGAGUUUCUUUGCCAAAGAUAGUUCAAGCGGGUUGAACUAUGUGGCAACUCUCACAAAACGGGGGUCGGUCUACUGUCGACAAACGAACCUGCACACAAACACCUUAUCAAGCUUGAAGAAAGGAGGAACUGCAAUGCCUAAUGCAGCUGGCCAAGUCAGCACAUGUGUUGUUGUUCUGGCAGUUACUUCAAAUACCCUGAGCUCAAUGGGCAUACAAUUUAAGACGGGCAGUGGUUGUGAGCUUAGUGAGAUCUUUACCAGAGUUGACAAUGUUGUGACAGAGCCGGCUACCACAUCCGUUGAGGCUCGAACCCCGAUGUGA